Molecule: messenger RNA, 1104 nt
Organism: Clavispora lusitaniae ATCC 42720
Lineage: Eukaryota; Fungi; Ascomycota; Pichiomycetes; Serinales; Metschnikowiaceae
Cellular component (GO): mitochondrion
Molecular function (GO): GTP binding
Source: RefSeq, a predicted model, not a curated record
AUGCUUCUACCCCGGAUAAUCCGAGUGUCUCGCCGAUCUUUGGCUUCAGUCGAUUAUCUAACACGUGCAGUUCCUUCCAAGACACCUGUGCCAGAAAUCCCGGGAGGAAAAAGCCCCAAACCACAGUAUCUACCGCCACAAGAUGUAUCGAAAAUGAUAUAUACACCGUUGGACUUGAAUAACCGAUAUCGGGGGGAUGGAUAUUAUGCUCCAACAGCAGCGCAGAUCUCUCACGCAGAUGCAUUUUUUUUCCGAGCGUCGUUUCGCCAUGAGUGGACUUGUGCUCAUUACAAUGACUUACCUGGUGUUGGAACGGAAAGCGACAAGAAGCAAACCAAGGGUCACUUGCCCUUGCCAGAGAUAUUGUUGUUGGGCCACACGAACGCAGGAAAGCUGACUUUGGUGAAUAAUUUGUUCAUGAACAAGGAGCAGGCGAAAAACACCAAUGGUGCUCCGAGUUUGGCCUAUGUUUCUAGGCGAGCGGGUUUCACCAAAUGCCUAAACUGCUACAAUGUUUCUGAUACCAUACGUAUCGUAGACAGCCCAGGAUAUGGUGAGUUUGGCGAAGAGCAGCAAGGAGAAAUCGUUUUGGAAUAUAUUCGGCGACGCAAAGAACUAAGACGAACUUUCCUUGUCGUGGACAGCACUGCUGGCAUUCGAGAUGAGGAUGCCGCACUUAUUGAUUUUCUUGUGGAGCAUGGGGUUCCUUUUGAAAUAGUGUUUACGAAAGUGGAUGCUGUAGUGAGCCGGAAGUUCCCCAAAAUAAAGAUGAAGUCUUCAAAGAAUAAUGUGGAAGCGCGAUUGGCGGCAUUUGAAGCAGUGAAAGAUGGAAAUUCAAAUGUGGUCGCACACUUUGAUAGCAUUAUACAACGAUCAGGUGUUGCGGAGUUGGCUGCUUUGCCCCGGCUCUUGUUCAACAACUCUUGUGGGAAUGCAUUACUACCCCGUCGUUAUGGUUUUCGUGAAAUUCGCUUUGCCAUAUUAGAAAGCUGUGGAUUGGCUUUGGAAAACUCUGAAAGAGAGAGCCAGGUGGAAGAAGAGAUUAUCCAUGCCAACAAAUCUCGACGCAAACGAGUUGUGAGGAGAAUGAAUCCAUUGAGUUGA